This is a messenger RNA of Rhododendron vialii, 1723 nucleotides long. RefSeq names its product la protein 1. The record is from RefSeq and is a predicted model, not a curated record. Lineage: Eukaryota; Viridiplantae; Streptophyta; Magnoliopsida; Ericales; Ericaceae. Gene Ontology annotation, cellular component: nucleus; cytoplasmic stress granule; ribonucleoprotein complex. Gene Ontology annotation, biological process: positive regulation of translation; RNA processing. The transcript is spliced from 10 exons. Gene Ontology annotation, molecular function: mRNA 3'-UTR binding. The coding region runs from base 104 to 1552 and encodes 482 amino acids.
CAGCGGGUAGGCUCUCUUCUUCCGCAAAACACAUACAAGCCCCUCCAAAACCCUAAACCGUACCCUAUCUCUCUGCACUCUCUCUCUCCAAGUCUGAGCAGCAAUGGCGGCCGCUUCCUUGGACCAAGAAACAUCAAAGAAAGUCAUUCGUCAGGUUGAGUUCUACUUCAGUGAUAGUAAUCUUCCUAGAGAUAAAUUCCUGUCCAAAACCGUCGGUGAAAGUGAAGAUGGCAUGGUCAGUCUGGCUCUUAUAUGUUCAUUCUCUCGUAUGAGGAGCCAUCUUAGUUUGGGAGAAGUGAAGGCAGAAGAGGUUUCAGAUGAUACAGUGGAAGCUGUGGCUAAGACUUUGAGGAAUUCUACUUUCCUUAAGAUUUCUGAAGAUGGGACGAAGGUUGGUAGGACUACUGAGCUUUUGAAGUCAGAGGAAGUCAUAGAGCAAUUAGACAAUAGGACAAUUGCUGCAUCUCCCCUGGAGUAUGAUGUCAAGCUUGAAGAUGUGGAGUCUUUCUUUGGUCAAAUUGCCAAGGUUAACAGUGUGAGGCUGCCUCGCCAUGUCGCAGACAAAAGGUUGUUUUGUGGUACUGCUUUGGUUGAGUUUUCAUGUGAGGAAGAUGCUGAAAAGAUACUGAAGCAAAGCUUAGUUUAUGCUGGUGCAGAGUUAGAAUUAAAACCGAAGAAGGAUUUUGACGCAGAUAGAGCAAAGCUAGCUGAAGAAGUUGAAAAUUCUUCUUACCAAGCAGGUGCUAAUCGUAAAGACAAUUCAAGUCCGAAAGAUACCUACCCCAAAGGCUUGAUUAUUGCAUUCACAUUGAAGAGCAUGUCUGCUGGAAGUUCUGCAGAGCAAAAGGAUGGUCACGAAGCAAUCAAGCAAAAUAUGGAUGUUUGUGAAGCAGAUGGAGAGAGGGAUUCCACAUUGCAUGCCACUGAAGAGGCUGAAGAGAAGGUGUCGGGAUGUGUAAAUGGCGAUGAAGAAGUUCCUGGGGAGAAUGUUGAGAAGGUGAGCGAAGAAAAAGUUGAUGAGAAAACUAUUUUGGAGAGUGAAGGAAAGGAAACUGGUGACGGGGAGAAUCCGGACAGUUCCAUUGAGAAGGAGAAGAACGAUAAAAAAGUGGCAGAGGAAGGAAAACCAACUGCAGUUUUAUACAGGGACAACAAAGAUGUUGUUUUACGUGAAGAUCUGAAGGCUGUUUUCCAAAAGUAUGGAAAUGUAAAGUUCAUUGACUUUAAGUUUGGAGAAGAUUCAGGAUACAUUCGGUUUGAAGAAUCAGAGGCUGCCCAGAAAGCCCGUGCUGCUGCCGCACUUGCAGAGGAAGGUGGUCUAGUUGUGAAAAAUUUCGUUGCUACUUUAGAUCCUGUCACUGGCGAGGCAGAAAGGGAGUACUGGAGUCUACUCCGAGGGAAUCAAGAAAGACACCGUGAAAGUGUGGGCAACAGGGGAAGGGGUGGAAGACACAAUCGAGGCAGGAGACAGUUCCAUGGGAAGCACUCCAGAUCUAGAGAUGAUGAUUCUGCAAAUCGCCCGGGUAAAGUUCAGAAAGUUGGAGCUGCUUGAUUUGCACUACAUUCUCCAAAAUUUUGUGACUUAGGCACUGUUCUUCCUUUCCCCCCUCCCCCUUAAACCUAAGCUUGGUGCUUCCCUGUGAUACAGUAAUUAUGCCAUCGGUAUUAUUCGGCUUUCAUGAAUGUCGAAGUGUUUAAUGAAGUUAUAUUUUUGUUCCUUUCA